This is a messenger RNA of Halichondria panicea, 1644 nucleotides long. RefSeq names its product ubiquitin carboxyl-terminal hydrolase 12-like. Gene Ontology annotation, cellular component: nucleus; cytosol. The record is from RefSeq and is a predicted model, not a curated record. NCBI's taxonomy places the organism in Eukaryota, Metazoa, Porifera, Demospongiae, Suberitida, Halichondriidae. Gene Ontology annotation, biological process: protein deubiquitination. Gene Ontology annotation, molecular function: cysteine-type deubiquitinase activity. The transcript has 3 exons. Bases 26 to 1621 code for a protein of 531 amino acids.
GCAAGCCGGGAAUUCCAAAGAAAGAAUGGAGACCAGUCGACCAAAGAAGCCACUAUCUCUCAAGCAAAGAAAGCUAACCUUCAAGCCUACCACUACAGAUACAAGCUGCAACACACACAUUCAAGCACCCCCCUCCACCAGUAGGUUGGUCCCUAAUGAGAUUGAGCUGCCCAAAGAUCAGCCAGAGGGCGUAUCAAGAAGCGAGACUAUACAAACACCUCUACCCAAUGGUCUGCUGUUCUCAGGACUAUGCAACCUAGGCAAUACUUGCUACGUCAACUCGGUGCUACAAGCACUGAGGUUUUGUCCGGGCUUUGGUGCUGGUGUGACCAGAAUGGAGUCAGCAAUGCAACCUAUCGACGAGGAAGACAACGUAGAAGCCAUUGACUCACUCUCUACUCUGUUGUCUAAACUUUGGCAAAGAAUGAGCUACAAAGAAAAGACCAUUUCCAAACCCUCCAACAAAGUAACAUACCUCAGCCCUACAAAACCUGACGGAUUUAUGGCUAAACUAAGGAACGAGAAUCAACUGUUUGACAACAAAUCUCAACAUGAUGCACAAGAGAUGCUUCGCUUCCUGCUCACCAAUCUCCACGAGACGUAUGCAUCAUAUAACCCUCCGCCCACCACCACCUCCGUACCCCCACAUAACAAUAAUGUUGCUACACCCCCUCCAAUUAUGAUGCCCUCAAAACUACAACCUCUCACGAACAGUGGCAGGAAAAAGAAACGAAAGUGGUCCACUUUAAGCAGUUCAGUGAAGUAUAUCAAGCUUAACUCUGGUAAAGGAAAACACGUACGCACUUUGAAGUCAUUUUUCGGCCCGUCCAGAGUCAGCCCACCCCCCCCAACAGUCUCGAACACAAAGCAACCUCACAACUUUAUUUCCGACACCUUUCAGGGUUCACUGGCGUAUGAGACCCAUUGUUUUGAGUGUGAGAACACCACACGACGAUCAGAGCUAUUCCUAGAUGUCAGUCUCCCUGUAUCAACUUUAGGCUUCCCGGGGUUUCCCCCUGCCUCAAGUCCGAUCAAAAUGGCAUCUUCGUUCUUUGGUACCUCUGUUGUCGGACCGUACUCGCUCUCCUGGUGCCUAUCGCAGUUUGCGCUCAAAGAAAAGUUACGCGGUGACAACAAGUAUCGCUGUGACGAGUGCGGCCGAUUCACUGAGGCAGAACGAGGUCUAUUGUUCAGUGAGCUGCCACUAGUCAUGACCAUCCAUUUAAACAGGUUCACAGCAGCUCAAACUUGGGGCCAUUCUUCAAGCAUUACGGUGAAUAAGAUUGGAGGCAAUGUGGCUAUUCCAUUGGCACUCAGUUUCAAACCUUGGACAACUGAAGAUUGUAAUGGUCGAGAAAACGUUUACGAUCUGUUUGCAGUUGUGUUUCAUUCCGGAUUAUCGUGUACGAGUGGACACUACACUGUUUGUGUGAGGAUGCUAGAGUGUGUCAAGACAACACAAGAAGCACUAGACAAGGACACUGAAGGAUGUUGCAACUCAUGGCUGUAUUUUGACGAUGAAAAUGUGGAACUAUUGACUCAAAAUGAACUCUCUUUAUUACUCUCGCCGCUAUCUGACCAUAGCUCUACUGCAUAUAUUUUGUUUUAUGCUUGUCAAUGAUGAAUUUAUUUAUUACCCUUAAA